AUGGCGGCGCGGGGCUGGCGGCGGGCGGCGGCGGCGGCGGCUGCGGUGCGGCCCGGCCCGGGACGGGCACCGGGAGCGGGUCCUGCCUCGGAACCGGUCCCAGGAGCCGCUGCCCCCGCCGCAGCCUCGGUCUACGUGCAUUGGCCCUACUGCCGCAAGCGCUGCUCCUACUGCAGCUUCAACACGUACGUGGUGCCGACGGUGGACGAGGCGGCCGUGCGCGCCUGCCUGGUGCAGGAGGCACGCACCCUGCUCCAGCUCAGCCAGGUGAAGAGCAUCACCUCUGUGUUCUUCGGUGGCGGCACCCCCAGCCUGGCCAGCCCUGGCACCAUCGCAGCGGUGCUGGAGGCUGUGGCAGGGGCUGCCCAUCUCCCUGCUGGUGCCGAGGUCACGCUGGAAGCCAACCCCAGCUCCACCACCACACAGCGCCUUGCUGGCUUCAAGGCAGCCGGUGUCAACCGCCUCUCCAUUGGCGUACAGUCACUGGACGAUGCUGAGCUGCGGCUGCUGGGCCGGGAGCACACAGCAGCAGAGGCACAGGCGGCCGUGGAGGCAGCACGGGGGCUGUUCCCUGGCCGGACCUCCAUCGACCUGAUCUUUGGGCUGCCGCGGCAGAGCCUGGAUGCUUGGACCCAGGGGCUGGAGGCAGCACUGGGGCUCUGCGAUGACCACAUCUCCCUGUACCAGCUGACGCUGGAGUGGGGCACAGCGCUGGCAGCACAGGUCCGGGGGAGAGCCCUGCCUGCACCCCCCCAGGACCUCCUGGCUGACAUGUACCAGGCAGCGCGCACCACACUGGUGGCUGCUGGCUUCCGGCACUAUGAGGUCUCCAACUUUGCAAGGAAGGGCGCCCUCAGCACCCACAACCUCUCCUACUGGCGGGCUGAGCAGUACCUCGGUGUGGGGCCUGGGGCACACGGGCGGUUUGUACCGCGGGGCGAGGGUGGCUGCAGCCGGGAGGCCCGUGUCCAGCUGCCGGAGCCCAUUGCCUGGAUGCGGGCGGUGCAGAGCCAGGGGCACGGCACCGGGAAGCGGGUGAUGCUGAGCCCGCUGGAGCAGCUGGAGGAGGUGCUCGCCCUGGGGCUGCGGACGGACGAGGGCAUCCCCCCCGAGCGCUGGGGCCGCUUCUCCCCCCACCUCAGCCUGGAGGCCGUGUUCGGGGCGCCGGGGCAGGCGCUGCAGCAGCAGCAGCAGCAGGGAUGGAUGGUGCUGGACGGCGGCGGCCUGCGGUGCACGGCGCGGGGCCUGGCGGUGCUGGACUCGCUGCUGCCCGACCUGCUCUGCCAGCUGCAGCGGGCCUGGGGCCCGGCCGCACCAGGACCUGCACCGGGACCCGGGCGGAAGGAUCCCGGUGCUGUACCUGGCGGUGAUGCGGUUGGACCGUAACCGGCGGUCGCUGCCUGCGGCUGCGCAGAAACCGAAGCGAGAGGGGCUCCUGCGCCUGCGCAGCGCCCGCGGGCAGCGGCGUUGUUGCCAUGGCGCCCGGCCGCGGAGCACGGCGGGGAAGCUUCGCUGAGCAUGGGGGGCCCCGGCCUGGGCUGACCCGGAGGGAGACCCCGGCCAGCAGCUCACAGGGUACGGCUCGAAGGGACGCCCCUGGGCAUGGCCCGGGGCAGGCACCGGGCCCAGCACCCCCGGUGCUCCCGAGCCGUGCGUUGACGCCACCGCAAACAGCGCCUUCCCCUCCCGUCCUCGUCAUCCUCGUGCCUUUCCUUCUGGAAAGGAGCUGCGACAGAUACAGGAUGAGGAUAAGGGGGCACAUAACCCUGCGGUGGGUUCGUGUCCGCUGAGGAUCUGCCUGGUGGCCCCUGUCCCUGGGGUCGGCUCGGAGUUGGUAUUUAAGGGCUAUUUUCCUAUUUAAGAGCUUGUGAAAAUCCGUGUCUUGCUGUUGGAAUUGUGCUCCGGAGCCCGGGUGGGAAACGGCAGGAAUUUGUUCUCCCUGCGGGAAGCACAAGGCUGUAUGUGUGUAAUGGGUAUAAUAAAGCGUGAGGCAGUCGAAUCCUG
Melopsittacus undulatus (budgerigar) is the source of this 2004-nucleotide messenger RNA. It is a transcript of the gene RSAD1, whose product is annotated as radical S-adenosyl methionine domain containing 1. Gene Ontology annotation, biological process: porphyrin-containing compound biosynthetic process. Gene Ontology annotation, cellular component: cytoplasm; mitochondrion. Lineage: Eukaryota; Metazoa; Chordata; Aves; Psittaciformes; Psittaculidae. The coding region runs from base 1 to 1386 and encodes 461 amino acids. The record is from RefSeq and is a predicted model, not a curated record. The transcript has 9 exons. Gene Ontology annotation, molecular function: coproporphyrinogen oxidase activity; 4 iron, 4 sulfur cluster binding.